Cannabis sativa is the source of this 1199-nucleotide messenger RNA. RefSeq lists its product as uncharacterized. The transcript has 2 exons. NCBI's taxonomy places the organism in Eukaryota, Viridiplantae, Streptophyta, Magnoliopsida, Rosales, Cannabaceae. Bases 1 to 822 code for a protein of 273 amino acids. The record is from RefSeq and is a predicted model, not a curated record.
AUGUAUUCAUCUGAUUUUGAAUCUCCGAAGAAAACAUCUAAAAAUACGCAAUCCCCUUCUUCUACUCGUGGUGUGAAAAGAAAGUGCAUUGGUGAAACAUCUAAAUGGAACAAGGUUCCUCAAUAUAUGAUAUCCCAAACAAAGCGAUUUGGAACAAAAGUACAACCUUUCAAUGAUCUCUCAGUAAUUUCUGACUUGAACACUACUUUCACUAAUAAACAGAAGGAGCUGUUUAAAGCAACACCUUUUGGACAUUUUUUAAAAUUUCCAAAGGAUCUUAAAUUUCAAGCUCAGUUAGUACAUCACAUCAUCUUGAGAGAGGUCUAUUCGAUGUCUGAAGAUGUUGAGUUUUGGUUUAAGAUAAAUGGGACUAUGGUAAGGUUCUCGAUAGAGGAAUUUUCCUUGAUUACUGGACUGAAAUGUCAUGGUAACGAUGAUGAUUCUAUCUUUGUUGAGAAGGAUGAGAGUUUAAGGAAAGUACUUUUUAAGGAAAGCAAGGGUUUGAUAACAAAAAAAGAAGUUAGGAAUGCUUUCAUUCGGAAGAGAGCAAAAGGGGAUGUUAAUAUGGUCAAACUUGGUUUGGUCCAUUUUCUUGCUAAUUUUUUAUUUGGUACUGUUCCUGAAACCAAAGUGAGCAAUUUCUUUUGGAAUAUUGUUGAUUCAGAUGAUGCCACUUUUCAACAAUUCCCAUAUGGUAAACUUUUAUGGGAAAAAUCUCGUCAUUCAAUGAGAUUAAGUCUCAUGAAAAAAGAAGAGAUUUUUGAGAAGAUGUUUGAUGAGGAAACAGGAAAAGUUCAACCAUAUUCCUACAAACACACCUGAAAAGACUGAGAAGAAGAAAAAGAAGGAUGUUGAAGAGGCACCUAGAAAACUUGAGAAGAAGAAAAGGAAGGUUGUUCAAGAGGCACCUGAAAAACCCGAGAAGAAAAAGAUGUAGUAGUUUUAUAUUUUUUGUGUGAACAUAAAUUGAGUUCUUAUUCUUAAUGUCUCAGGCAGGCUCUUUGAGAUUUCAUACUUUGUUUCAAACACACCUGGUUACUUUCUUAUAUUGUUAGGUUACUUUGUAAAGCAUGACAAACACACCUGGUUAUUUUUUUUCCUAAUCUUUUUCAAUGAAUAGGUGUCUUCUAAUUCUUGUUUCAGUAAUAAAAAUUGGAUUUAGUAAUGAUGAGCUGUAUUAUGUACCAGGUUACUUUAUA